Messenger RNA from Heteronotia binoei (common prickly gecko), 1482 nucleotides. Its product is annotated as zinc finger protein 420-like. The record is from RefSeq and is a predicted model, not a curated record. The transcript is spliced from 2 exons. Gene Ontology annotation, cellular component: nucleus. Bases 25 to 1482 code for a protein of 485 amino acids. Gene Ontology annotation, biological process: regulation of transcription by RNA polymerase II; central nervous system development. Gene Ontology annotation, molecular function: DNA-binding transcription factor activity, RNA polymerase II-specific; RNA polymerase II cis-regulatory region sequence-specific DNA binding. NCBI's taxonomy places the organism in Eukaryota, Metazoa, Chordata, Lepidosauria, Squamata, Gekkonidae.
CCUUUUGAAUGCUCAGAGUGUGGAAUGAGAUUCAGUCGGUGUGGCCAUCUUCAGCAGCAUUUUCGAACCCACACAGGGGAGAAACCAUUUGAAUGCUCAGCGUGUGGAAAGAGAUUCAGUCGGUGUGGCCAUCUUCAGCAGCAUCAGAGAACCCACAGAGGGGAGAAACCUUUUGAAUGCUCAGAGUGUGGAAAGAGAUUCAGUCAGAAUGGCAGUCUUCAAAAGCAUCUAAGAACCCACACAGGGGAGAAACCUUUUGAAUGCUCAGAGUGUGGAAAGAGAUUCAGUGUGAAUUCCAGUCUUCAAAAGCAUCUAAGAACCCACACAGGGGAGAAACCUUUUGCAUGCUCAGACUGUGGAAAGAGAUUCAGUGUGAGUUACAGACUUCAGCAGCAUCAGAGAACCCACACAGGGGAGAAACUUUUUGAAUGCUCAGAGUGUGGAAAGAGAUUCAAUAUGAGUGGCACUCUUCAGAGGCAUCAGAGAACUCACACAGGGGAGAAACCGUUUGAAUGCUCAGAGUGUGGAAAGAGAUUCAAUAUGAGUGGCACUCUUCAGAGGCAUCAGAGAACUCACACAGGGGAGAAACCGUUUGAAUGCUCAGAGUGUGGAAAGAGAUUUAGUUUGAAUUCCAAUCUUCAGAAUCAUCAAAGAACCCACACAGGGGAGAAACCUUUUGAAUGCUCAGAGUGUGGCAAGAGAUUCAGUGCCAAUAAUGGUCUUCAACAGCAUAAGAAAACCCACACAGGGGAGAAACCGUUUGAAUGCUCAGAGUGUGGAAAGAGAUUCAGUGCAAAUAAUGGUCUUCAACAGCAUAAGAAAACCCACACAGGGGAGAAACCGUUUGAAUGCUCCAAGUGUGGAAAGAGAUUCAGUUUGAAUUCCAGUCUUCAGUAUCAUCAGAGAACCCACGCAGGGGAGAAACCGUUUGAAUGCUCAGAGUGUGGAAAGAGAUUCAGUGCAAAUAAUGGACUUCAACAGCAUAAGAAAACCCACACAGGGGAGAAACUUCUUCAGUAUCAUCAAAGAACCCACACAGGGGAGAAACCGUUUGAAUGCUCAGAGUGUGGAAAGAGAUUCAGUCAGAAUAGCCAUUUUCAAACGCAUCAGAGAACCCACACAGGGGAGAAACCUUUCGAAUGCUCGGAGUGCGGAAAGAGAUUCAGUCGGAGUGACACUCUUCAGCAGCAUCAGAGAACCCACACUGGGGAGAAAGCUUUUGAAUGUUCAGAGUGUGGAAAGAGAUUCAGUCGGAGUGGCACUCUUCAGCAGCAUCAGAGAACCCACACAGGGGAGAAACCUUUUGAAUGUUCGGAGUGUGGAAAGAGAUUCAAUUGCAGUGGCACUCUUCAGAGGCAUCAGAGAACCCACACAGGGGAGAAACCUUUUCAAUGCUCAGAGUGUGGAAAGAGAUUCAGUGUGAGUUCCAAUCUUCAAAAGCAUCACAGAACACACACUAGGGAGAAACUUUUUAAAGAUUAG